This is a messenger RNA of Varroa destructor (honeybee mite), 1717 nucleotides long. Its product is annotated as protein YIPF6. The record is from RefSeq and is a predicted model, not a curated record. Lineage: Eukaryota; Metazoa; Arthropoda; Arachnida; Mesostigmata; Varroidae. Gene Ontology annotation, biological process: endoplasmic reticulum to Golgi vesicle-mediated transport. Gene Ontology annotation, cellular component: membrane; trans-Golgi network.
CCUGUCGCAGCUCGUCGUAUUGCUGCGCAUCGAGUCGUACGCUAGGGGAUUUUGCGGCGUCAUAUGUUUAAAAACGUGUAAUUGUGAUUCAAGCAAUAAUGCGCGAAUGUAUUUAUUAGCAUUUUGAAUCGAAAAGUGUGACGUGGACCUAUACCAAAAACGUUAACUUCUGGGGAAGGAUCAGAAACUGGUUUGACAUUAGUGAUAAAAACAAAAAAAAUCGGCUUUCGCAUUCGGAGCAAAAAUACUUAUAAGUUAUAUUCUUAACUUAAUUACAACACGACGUGCACUAUAGAACGAACAGGGCUGCCACUGCGGGAAUCGGUAACAAAGUCCGAAGUGGUAUCUGAUGUGAGCUACUGAAAGGAUUGUAGUGCGACAGAUUCGAUCUGAAUUUCUUAUUAUACCAGCAACCAAUGUUCGAUAAAAUUCGAAAUCUGUUCACUCAGCUAGGAACGGCCUGUUGACAUAAUCGUGCGAGUCGGCAACUGUGCGAUAGAAGUGCAAAUAUUUUCAUAGAAGAAACCGUCAAAUAUAAACGAGCCAGUUAAUGUAGCAAUUAAUGUCUAUAUAUAAUCAUACAGUUACUUGGUAAUCGUUAAUUGUGGGAUGUAUUUGUUUAAUUGUUAGAACUUACCAGAUUGCAUAAUCGCCAGCUUGUAAACGACAAAUAACGGAAUUCGAAGGACUUGCUUCAAGCACGAAAAAAGUCUCCAGCUUGCAAUGGAGCCUCCACCUACAGUUGUGGAAGGUCUGCCCGAUAGUGGAGACCAAGACUUAAAAUCACUCAAUACCCUUGACGAACCUAUCAUGACUACCGUGAUGCGCGAUGUACGAAACAUCGUCGAUAAGUUUGUACAUGUCUAUACACCGGGAAAACAGAAGAAACUUCUUAAAGACUGGGACCUCUGGGGACCCCUAAUGAUCUGUGUUUUCCUUGCCGUAAUCCUUCAGACUUCAGCAGGCAGCUCGAAAUCCGAAGCCGUCCCACAUUUUGCCGAGCUAUUUAUCCUCGUUUGGGGAGGAGCGGCACUUGUUACUCUAAACACAAUGCUUCUUGGAGCCCAGCUUGCAUUUUUACAGGGCCUGUGUGUGCUGGGAUAUUGCCUCUGUGGACAAUGUGUGGCGCUCGUCGCCUGCAAGUUACUUCCGCUGUUACCGUUCAUAUCAAGCCAUGCAUUGGUACUGUUUAUAUUCAGCGCAGUAUUAUCGCUGCUUGGAUGUUGUUGGAGUAUUCUGGCAGCUUCUGGCACUUUCGCUGGCCUAUAUGGCGACCAUAAGAACACACUCAUCAGGUAUCCGAUUCUUUUGUACUACUUACUCAUAUCGUGGCUCAUCUUAUCCUGGUCCAACUCUCACUGCUAAGAAAAGUCUACAAAUGGUGAUCAUCGUCAAAUCGAUACUUAGAAUAUAACAAAAUGUCUACUAUUUAUAUAUUUUGAUGCAGCUGUGUACUUUGCCAUACAAAAAAUACAACUCUGUGUCUAAAUCAUAGGUUUAGAACAAUGCGAGAGAACCGAUAAAAUUUGUUAGAGUAGGAUUUUAUGAUUGAAACGUCUUCGUGGCAAUCCCAAAAGUACUGGCGAAGUCAGUAAAAUAAAUAGAUACUUAUGUAACCUGUAAAGAAAUUUGUGCGCGUCACCUGAGCCUAAGCUCUGCGAAUUCUAAAAAAAAGGAUUGACGUGCUAAAAAUAUAAGAGCCUUAUAUUAUUUAGUA